AGUUUUGCACUUCUAGUUGUAGUACUCUUCUUUAAAUUUUUUAAUUGUAGCACGUAUUUCAUCCUGAAUAUAAUAUGGUUAGCCACAAAAAGAAACUACGAUCUGAGAAGGCCAAAGUUAAGCUUAAGGCAACAAAGUUGCCUAAAGGACUUAAUGUAACAAAAACCGAAUUCAAAGUCCGCAAAAUUACUAUACGGGAACAGUUGAAAGAAACACAAUUUGCUGAUGGGCAGCGCCAACUAAACAUAAAAGAAACAAUUUCGCGAUUAAAACACCACAGCUCAAAUGCCCGUGCUGAUGCCCUUCGAAAACUCCGGGAAGCUUUAAUAGCAAGGAGUGUUAACCUAACUGGUUAUAUGCAUAACGUUGUUCAAAGCAUUUCUGCUAUUUCGCUUGAUGUGGAUAAAGAUACAAGAAGGGAUUCAUUUAAGGUUUUGAAAUGCCUCUUAACAACGUUGACGACAGAAGAAGUUUUGCCUUUCUUUCACAUAAUUUCCUCAUAUUUGCGAUGUGCUAUGACACAUAUUCAGCCAGCGAUACAGGAAGACUCUCUUCUCAUGCUUGAUGUAUUGAUAGAACACGUACCACAAUUGGUAGUAACACAGAGCGCAAAGAUUGUUCGGAAUUUUCUUGAAAUGAUUUCUCGAGCACGAAAAGAAGGUGAUCACACUAGUAGAACCCUUACCGUACGCUUGGGUCAGAAGCAAACAACAAUAAAAUGGCGCACGAAAGUAUUGGAGCGCUUACAACAAAUGCUAUCAACGUUGGUAGAGAGUGAACGUGACAAAAAAAACGAGAGAAAUGUAAACAACUUUACGAAAGUGGUUACAUUUAAUCCAAAUGUUCCGCAAUAUUACGAGAUAAGACGACCGUACCUCAAUUCGGCACCAGAGAUCGAUUUGCUAACACUAUUUAGGCCUUCAUUAAACAGUAAUGGUGCUGGAGCAGUUGAAAAAACUGAAGAGGAAAAGUUGCGAGAAUAUGUUAACCAUUUAUUGCCAUUACUUAUUGAAUCGUGGAUUGAAGUACGGCCGCAGAAUCAAUCAACGUCAAUCACAUUGACUAGUGAAGCCGCACUAACUUUGAAAGUUGUAUUAGAAAUUCUACAGAAUAUAUGGCAGCUUAUUAAGUUGCAUGAACAAGAAAAAAAUCAUAAUCUACUGAGUGACUGGUUCAGAGAGGAAUACGCCGAAAUUUUCGCCAGUAGCUUCUUAACUGAGGUAUUUCCCUACCAGCAGGGAUGUGAAAGAGAUCCAGAAUCAAGUAAAAAGUCGUAUAAGAAACAUUUACAAACACUCAACUCCAGUGGUGGCCAGUUAUGCCUACAGCAAAAUAUAUGUAUAGCAUAUCUAAUAUGCCAAUUUUACAAAUCGCAUAAAACUACCCAACUCGAGGCUAAUAAGUUUGUUUCACUAUUAAAUUAUCUUGAAGAAGUUGUUUCCAAUCUGAAAACACAUUCUUUACAAGAUUACCAUGUGUUAAUACAGGCCCUACGCAUUUGCUUACUGGAGAAUGACAUACAUGUUAUACAGUUACACGGGAAUUUAGCGAACAAUUUACUUAACUCCACCUUGGAGGCAUUCCUAGAAAACCAUUUUCCUGCUAAAUAUAACUCGGAAAGCGAAGUACUUACUCUGGUUUGUGAUAUCAUACGAUCGUGGCAAUUAAGGCAGACCUAUGGAGAUGAAAUUUUUAAACGUUUCAUGCUCUAUCUGCCGCAACUUUUACUCAGACCAAAUAUUCAACUGUCUACUUUAAUCGCCAUGUCAUCGUUAGUCAAACAAAAAAACGCAAUUUUAUUGCAUGAGCUUGAAAAUAAAAUUGAACUUGUUAUUCAAAACAUACAAAAAAUACACGUUUAUGGGGCGGUAAAUGCGUUUGAAGGAAAGAAGCACAUUAUGAACUUGUUUUACUGGACCGAAAAACAGUAUACACCAGAAUAUAAAAAUCAGUUGCUUCAAAAUAUUGAUGAAUACAUUUCGGAUAAAAGGAUUAUAAAUUACUACAAGUAUAUAUUAUCCUAAACUAAAUAAUAUACCGCUAUUCUAAAUAGGAAAUAAAAAUGACUAAUUCA
Rhagoletis zephyria (snowberry fruit fly) is the source of this 2074-nucleotide messenger RNA. RefSeq names its product testis-expressed sequence 10 protein. NCBI's taxonomy places the organism in Eukaryota, Metazoa, Arthropoda, Insecta, Diptera, Tephritidae. The record is from RefSeq and is a predicted model, not a curated record. Gene Ontology annotation, cellular component: MLL1 complex; nucleus.